CCAGGUCCUUCGGCUGCCCUCGAUGGAUUACACCCUGGAGCCCAAUGUCACGGUGACUGACUACUACCCUGAUGUCUUCACCAUCCCCUGUGACACAGAGCUGGCCCUCAGAGGCGGGAGGCUGCACCUUGCCGUCUUCUACUGCAUCCUGUUUGUGCUGGGCCUCCUGGGAAACAGCCUGGUCAUCCUGGUCCUGGUGGCCUGCAAGAAGCUGAGGAGUAUCACAGACAUCUACCUCCUGAACCUGGCUGUUUCUGACCUGCUUUUUGUCUUCUCCGUCCCCUUCCAGACUCACUACCUGCUGGACCAGUGGGUGUUUGGGACGGCCAUGUGCAAAGUGGUCUCUGGCUUUUAUUACAUCGGCUUUUUCAGCAGUAUGUUCUUCAUCACGCUCAUGAGCGUGGACAGGUACCUGGCUGUCGUCCACGCUGUCUAUGCCAUCAAAGUGAGGACGGCCAGAGUGGGCACGGCCCUGAGCCUGGCCGUGUGGCUGACUGCCGUUGCAGCCACCCUUCCGUUGCUGGUGUUCUACCAGGUGGCCUCUGACGACGGCGUGCUACAAUGCUUCCCGUUUUAUGACAACCAGUCUCUGAGGUGGAAACUCUCCGUUCACUUCGAAGUCAACAUCCUGGGCCUGCUCCUGCCCUUUGCCAUCCUUCUGUUCUGCUACGUCAGAAUCCUGCACCAGCUGCGGGGCUGCCAGAACCACAACCGGACCAGGGCCGUCAAGCUGGUGCUCAUCGUGGUCAUGGCAUCCUUGCUCUUCUGGGUCCCGUUCAACGUGGUGCUCUUCCUCACGUCCCUGCAUGACCUUCACGUCUUGGACGGAUGCGCCACGAGCCAGAGGCUGGCCCUGGCCACCCACGUCACAGAAGUCAUUUCUUUCACACACUGCUGUGUGAAUCCCGUCAUCUAUGCGUUCAUAGGGGAGAAGUUCAAAAAAAACCUGGCAGGCGUGUUUCAAAAAAGCUGUAGCCACAUCUUCCUCUACGUAGGGAGGCAAGUGCCGCUGGGGGCGUGGGAGAGGCAGCCGUCCUCCAAUCAGCGGUCUUCCCAGUCCUCUACCCUGGACUACAUCUUGUAG
Molecule: messenger RNA, 1084 nt
Organism: Cricetulus griseus (Chinese hamster)
Lineage: Eukaryota; Metazoa; Chordata; Mammalia; Rodentia; Cricetidae
Source: RefSeq, a predicted model, not a curated record